UCUCCAGGCUCCAGUCAUGUGCAGUUGUGGCAGUUCAUAUUGGAACUGUUGGCCGACCCACGGCAAGCAGAUGGAUGCAUCGAGUGGAUUGGUGUGGAUGGCGAGUUCAGAAUGGUCGAUCCGGAAGAAGUUGCCCGGAAGUGGGGAAGGAGGAAGAAAAGAGCCAGAAUGAAUUUUGAAAAGAUGGGAAGAGCUCUAAGAUAUUAUUACGACAAGAUGAUUCUGAAGAAGGUGACGGGCAAGAAAUGCACCUACCAGUUCCACCUGGCCGGCGUUCUCUGCCAGGGCAAGAAGGCUUUGCAGGAUUGCUUCGAAAAGUACGAACGGGAGAACAAGGUUUCAGGCAAAAAUUCGAAAUGA
This is a messenger RNA of Helobdella robusta, 360 nucleotides long. RefSeq lists its product as hypothetical. Gene Ontology annotation, biological process: regulation of transcription by RNA polymerase II; cell differentiation. Gene Ontology annotation, cellular component: nucleus. The transcript has 2 exons. NCBI's taxonomy places the organism in Eukaryota, Metazoa, Annelida, Clitellata, Rhynchobdellida, Glossiphoniidae. The record is from RefSeq and is a predicted model, not a curated record. Gene Ontology annotation, molecular function: DNA-binding transcription factor activity, RNA polymerase II-specific; sequence-specific DNA binding. The annotation marks the transcript as partial.